This is a messenger RNA of Cotesia glomerata, 4089 nucleotides long. RefSeq names its product protein grainyhead (gene grh). Gene Ontology annotation, cellular component: nucleus. The record is from RefSeq and is a predicted model, not a curated record. The transcript has 15 exons. NCBI's taxonomy places the organism in Eukaryota, Metazoa, Arthropoda, Insecta, Hymenoptera, Braconidae. Gene Ontology annotation, molecular function: RNA polymerase II cis-regulatory region sequence-specific DNA binding; DNA-binding transcription activator activity, RNA polymerase II-specific. Bases 300 to 4037 code for a protein of 1245 amino acids. Gene Ontology annotation, biological process: regulation of transcription by RNA polymerase II.
ACAUUUAUGGUUACUAUGAUUUAUCAAGUGGUGUGGUGGAAAAUGCGAUGAUUAUUAUUACGGACAAUGUGAUUCGGUAGUUUUUUAGUUAUCACUUUGGUAGUUUGUAGUUUUCAAAUUUUCAUCUAAUCAUCACUUCACUCCUGUACACAUACACGUACAGGUGCCCCUCAUCAAUUGAUGUGCCAUAGAUAUACCAGCUCCUGUGAUAUUUAACCUGUUGCAUUGCCUGUCUGACGCUCAAGUCAAAAAUCAUUUAAAUUGCUAGUACUGACUAGUAUUUUUUGACUCUGAUAAGGAUGUCGACUUGCACUGACGACGCCGAUAACUCAACUCUUCAUAUACAGGACACCACCAUGUCCCCGGUUCAAGAAGGACCGAUAUCUCCCGCGUCAUCCUGUCUGAGCAACCAAAAUCAAAAUGACGAAGUGCUUUUAGCGACAAUGCAACCAGUCAAUGUGAUGGAUCUCCACGAAACAGAGCACAUACACCACAAGUACAAUCAGCACCACCAGCAGCGGCACCACCAGCAUCAUCCGCACCAUCACCACCACCACCACCACCACCACCAUCACCACCAAGAGGAGGAGGAGGAGGAGGAGGAAAACGGUCGUAGUCCUCAGUCAAGUCCCUCGACAGGCUUAGGACACAAAAUGAUCGACUUGAUCUAUAACGAUGGCCAAAAAACCGUGAUGUACACCCACGACAAAGAAAUAAUCUAUGAGAGUGAAGCAGAUCGGGUCCAGGUAGUCGAAUAUCCUCCUCCGAAUCCUUCACCAUCUCCACCAGCGACCCCUCAAUCGACGCGAAAUCUCGUAAACGUGAGACACGCGGUAACCACCAACGUAGGAAAUACCGCGACCCUCCACCUUCAUCACUAUCCCCAGCUUCAGCUUCAUCAGCACGACGAAGAUGACCUUCCUCGAGGAGCAGCACCUUCUGGUGCUGUCAAUGGAAAUUCUGUUCCUACCAAUACUACGACAACUGUUUUGGUUUUGUCGGAACUUGUCGCUGCUGAUCCGUCGACCGCUUCUGCGGAACUUGGUUUAACAACUUCUGGACCUACCGCAACUCUUCGUACCGGUAGACGUAGUCGUUCUUCAUCAGACUGCGAAUCAAGCGUGGUUGGCGUAUCAGAGCAGUACGGGACGGCAGUAGGCCGUGAGUCAACAGAGGAAGAGGGUAAUCAUCAUCACCAACAGCAUCACGAAAACCAGGUUGACCCUGAGGACCCAGAAGAAGCUUCAAAACGUGUCGCUGCCGUUCAGGUUCAAGUCCAGGGCAUGGAGGGCGACUGGAGGGCGUACUGCGAGCAUCCGCUUUCAGUAGCUACCGCGGCCAUGCUCAACCUCCAGCAGCAGCACCAGGUCUCAGCGGUUUCUGGACACCCUGACGAGCAAAACGUUCCCUACGUCUACGAAUACUACAAGUUGCCCGAGAAGUCUUCUGAGGUUAAAUUACCGCCAACUCACGAGUUAUGGUCAACCGGAGUUAUGGGCCAGAAACUCCUUGUCGAGAGCGCCGGCUCUCGACUAGAGAAUUCGGAGAACGGAAGCGGUGAACUCCACCAUUUUCUGCACCAAUAUAAUCAGCAGUCGCCGAGUCCAAAUCAAAAUCUUCAAGGAAACAUCCCUUUGCCCCUCAGCCCUCAAUCUUUGAGACACGACGGUUCUUCGGGAAUCGGUAUCAAAAGGGAACCUGAGGACCUUAGUUCUUCACGUGGUGCUCAGCAGUCUAAACGGCACAAACAGGCUCAGCCGGAUAGUCCGACGCCCCCGGGAAUGUAUCAUCAUCAUCAGCAGCAGCAGCAGCAGCAGCAGCAACAGCAGCAACAGCAGCAUCAAUUACAGGUCCAACAGUACGGAAGCCCCUACGAUCCAUACUCAGCGUGCAGUCCGCGGCUAUCAACCUACAACUCUGGUUCAAAUGCCAGCGGAAGUGCGACGCCAGGUCUUCAUCAAGGGGAAGGAAACACCGUCUACGUAACCAGCGAAGCUCUUCCACCUCUAGCGUCCUCAAGUUCAGCUGCACUUUCCACGACAACGACGUCCUACACCAGGUACGAGGUGGUGCCCAGUUCGUACACCACCCACGCAAUAAGGUCCUCAUCCAGCAGCAGCAAGGUCCUCACCGUAGACCUUCCAAGUCCCGAUUCUGGGAUUGGGGCUGACGCAGUAACUCCAAGACAGGACCACCAUCCUCCGACAGCUUUGCACCAGUCCUCAUUCGACUACACUGAGCUGUGUCCCAGCAAUAACAAUAAUGCAACGACAGUGGUCCUUGAAAGUGGAGCUGUUGUUCAUCAUCAACCUCUCCAGCUCCAAUUACAACAGUCUCACAAUCAGAGCCAGGUCCAGCGGGGACUGGUAAAUCCUUCAGCUUCAGCUUCACCAUCUACUACUCCAAAUCCUCCUAGAUCCAGACCUUGGCACGACUUUGGGCGCCAGAAUGACGCAGAUAAAAUUCAGAUACCAAAAAUUUAUUCAGCGUAUGGGUUCAAGUAUCAUCUGGAGUCACCGAUAAGCACGUCACAGCGACGGGAGGAUGACAGAAUAACGUAUAUUAAUAAGGGUCAAUUUUACGGAAUCACUUUAGAUUAUGUUCCCGAUCCAGACAAACCGCUUUUGAAAACCGGACAAACUGUUAAGAGUGUUGUAAUGUUAAUGUUCCGUGAAGAAAAAAGCCCAGAAGACGAAAUAAAAGCUUGGCAAUUUUGGCACGGUCGGCAGCAUUCAGUGAAGCAACGGAUUCUUGAUGCGGACACGAAAAAUAGCGUUGGAUUGGUUGGCUGUAUCGAAGAAGUCGCUCAUAAUGCCAUUGCUGUGUAUUGGAAUCCAUUAGAAUCUUCAGCAAAGAUAAACGUCGCUGUACAGUGUUUAAGCACGGAUUUUUCAAGUCAAAAAGGUGUAAAAGGAUUGCCGUUACAUGUCCAAGUGGACACAUAUGAAGAACCACCUUCACAUUCUCAUUCAUACACGCCACCUUCUCAUCGUGGUUACUGUCAAAUAAAAGUUUUUUGUGAUAAGGGUGCCGAAAGAAAGACACGCGACGAAGAGAGAAGAGCAGCCAAGCGUAAAAUGACUGCUACAGGCAGGAAAAAGCUUGAUGAAUUGUAUCACUCUGUUACUGAACGCAGUGAAUUUUAUUCAAUGGCUGAUCUUCAUAAACCACCGGUAUUAUUUUCACCACCCGCUGAGCACGCACUUGACAAGCAGUUUUCAACAAUGGAAUUAUCAGGGUUCUACGGCGCAGGAAAUGGCGGUGGUGACACAGACACCUCAUCGCUCAGCAACGGUGAGGGCGGAAUGAAAACAGGAACCAGUAGUCCGUACCCAGGAUGCGGAAGACCAAGUCUUCCAGCUUUGAAAUUUCACAACCACUUUCCUCCAGACAAUCUCACUGGAAUCCACGAUAAAAAAGACUCGCUGCUGAUGCAAGUACAGGAAUUGCAGGGCACCGUUCUUCAAGGAGUUCCUCCAGGUGCUUUGACCUCCACUGCAGGAACUCUCGUCUCCAGUGUCAGUAAUCGUCUGCAUCUUCAGCACCAGACUCAGCAAUCUCACCUCCGUGGAAACGAUUCUGAAGAACGGGUUAUGCUUUAUGUUAGACAAGAAUCUGAAGAUGUCUACACGCCGCUACAUGUCACGCCUCCAACCGUCCAAGGACUCCUCAAUGCUAUUGAAUCAAAGUACAAAAUUGCAUCCUCGAGUAUUAAUAAUCUGUAUCGAAAAAACGCAAAGGGAAUCACGGCGAAAAUUGACGAUGACAUGAUCCGCCAUUACGUCGACGAAGACUUAUUCCUAUUGGAAGUGAGUCACUCAACGACACCGGCUAAUCCGGAAUGUAAUCAAAGCAAUCCAGGGUCACCUGGGGACCCAGAUGACCCCAACGAUUCGUCGUCAAUAGGUUACGAUGUUACACUAAUUAAAUUGCAAACACAAUUAACGCCCCCGCCUCCGUCAUUAUCAUCAUCAACUUCACCCGCGACUGUAAAUUCUCAUAUUCACGGCCACGUUCACGAGGUCACGAAUUCGUGAGCUCUCUGACUGUUUAAUUAAUUAAACUUUUUUUUUAAUUAAUUUAUCAAUU